CUGAUGUUGGCUCUGGUCUUUGUCUGGUGUUGUACCUGAAUGAUUGGGUUUUCUGGUUAAGCUGUCAUGGCUACUGUGAAGAGUUUCCUCACUAUCCUUUAUCUCCUUCUAUACGGCUGUUUCUGCACAGCUGAUAUUAGCAUCUCACAAGUCAGUCAAGUGGAGAAGGGCAUAUCAUUGUCUAAAGACUUUCUCCAAACUAUCAAUGUUGUUGCUGGUGCAAUUUCUGAAUAUAAAGAAAAAGAUCUUGCCUCACUCUUUGGCAUGCUUGGCAAAGUCUUUCAUUCUCUUGGCAAAGUUGCAGCAAGUAUUGGCUUUAUCGGGUCAUUAAUUAGCUUCAUAUUCGCAUUCAUUCCAAAAUCUAAUCCAAUGUUUGAGUUCAUGAAGGAACAGUUUGCUCAGGUCAACCGCAAACUCGACUCUCUCUCUCUUCAAAUAUCCACCCUCCAAACAGAAAUAGAAUGGACAACCUAUGCAAGCACCUACGGCAAAGACGAGAAUGUGAUCAAGAACUCCUGGGCCAAGUUAACAGAAUUCAUAAAGACCGCUCCUGUUGCCUCCACACAGGAGGAGAAGACCAGGCUGGCUGAGAGGUUCACCACUUUCUAUGAAAACACUGGCACAGAGAACAGCAUUGCUAAUUUUCACAGAUACCUCACGGAGAACAGUCCUGUCAGCUUGAAUAAGAACCUCUUAAAGCUUGUCAUUGAGAAAUCCAAUGGUGAUUUUAAUGUCCUGGUGCAAUACUCCACCUACUUCACCACUCUGAUGGUUUCAGGACUGAAGUUAAAUGUGUUUUAUUACAAAUUGAAGGGCUACGAUGGUGAAGCAAAGGCACAAGAAGCAGUUACACAACUGUACAACACUUUAUCAAGCAUACAGGAUGCCUUAAUCGAGUGUGCUGGUGACUUUGAGAAAUGGGCUUACAAAGACGCUGUGAAAAUUAGCAGUCAACGAUUCUCAGAUACCAAAACGCUAACUUCAGAUAUAAAGAAUCAUUUGGAGAGGAAGUUUCACUGGUUCAAAUGGGUAGUAAUCGCCCACUCAAAAGAAGCAAAAAAUGAGUUUACCUUUGGACGGUCAAUUUACGUCGAUGUUCAAGAAAAGACAUCAGUUCACUUAAUUCAUCAAGAAAAGGGCUCUGCUGUCGAUCAAAUCAUUAAGGAGAAUGUUAGAUCUAGUUUGCAAAAAGAAUUGAGUCAGAUUAUUCCUCUGCAGUGUGAAACAAUGAAGGCCAAGUUGCUCCAUAGGUUCGGCGCUAAAAUUAUAAGCCACACCCGGUUUCUUCACGCUGUUACAAAACCAUCAGAUUAUGCACAGACAGACAUGGCAGAUAUUGAGAUGAACUGUCAAUCAGCACAUAGAAACUUUAAUUUCUUCCUCAAAGGAAAGAAUAUUGUGGUGAAGCCUCCCUGCUCAGAUGUGAAUUGUAACAAUGGAGAAUGUAAAUCCAUCAAGGACACCACAAUUGUAUUCUGCAAGUGCCACAAGAUGUUCCAUGGUCCGGCUUGUGAGGAGAGCGUCCAAAAUAUUAUCAAUUAUGAAUCUCUUGAAGGUGAAAUCAAUGCGAUCAUGUUUAAACUAGUCCCUGAUCUGACAGCAAUUUAUUUUAGUAUUAAGGAGCUGAAGGACUACACAAAAGCAAUAGUUGAGUCUGUACGACAUGAUAUCCAGUGGACACAAAUCUUUGUAAAAUACAGCAAUGUGAUUCAGAAGUUCCGCUACAUCAACACACUUCAUACACAACUUAAAAACAGCACCAUAAACCAACGCCACUAUAUUUCUGAAGUUGGAGCUCAGUUCACAGGGGGAAACUCGUUUGAGUUUUAUCUCACCGACUUUCACCAGAUGAUGAUGGGCACUGGAUUUGGAGACAGACAAAACGUUCUGGAAUUUUUUCACAAGUCGCUGGUUCAGGACCAGUCUGGUGGACAAGCAGAGUGCACAAAAUACUAUAGUGAUCGGAUUGAUUAUUUUGUGCGCUACAUGUUCGCCCUUGAAAUGGAAGCAGUUUUACUCGCAUUUGGAUCUAUCACGCUUCACAAGAGUCCCCUACAGAAUACUUCGCCUACCACAGAUCCAGCCGCUUUUGGAAGACAGAUCAACCAUGAACCCAGCAUCAUGCCUCCUCUACCUGCGUCAAGCUCAUCUGCCCGUUCCUGUCAUCAGCAGAGACCCUUCACAGUGUUCUUCAUCAUCAUCAUCAUCAUCAUCACAGCAGAAUUGUUCACUUUUGUGUUCAUUGGUGAAUAUAGCUCAGUCUCUCUGAUAGUGCUGAUCUCUGCUGUUGGAUCUCUGUUGAUUGUAGCAUUUGGGAUCUUUUGCAUUUUUAGGAAACACAGAAAAAUAGACAAACAAGAUGUGAUUAUUGUCAAAACAGUUCAUUCUCAUUCAGAGAUCACGUAUGCAGAUCCAACAUCCUACAAAAGAAAAGCACAGAAAACAAGAGUUCAAGAGGAGGAUGAGGUGGUGUAUUCAGUCACCAUGAGACGCUGA
Molecule: messenger RNA, 2496 nt
Organism: Labeo rohita (rohu)
Lineage: Eukaryota; Metazoa; Chordata; Actinopteri; Cypriniformes; Cyprinidae
Product: SE-cephalotoxin
Exons: 7
Coding region: 67-2496 (809 amino acids)
Source: RefSeq, a predicted model, not a curated record